GAUUGGCUGCCUCCGGUUUCGCAACCGCUCGGCGUUUGUGGUGGCUGCUUGCGAGAGAAAGAAGAAGAGAAGGAGAAAGAAGGGGAAAAGAGAAGAGGGAGGGGAACAGAUAGGGCCUGGUGGGCCCGCGCCUCACAACUACCUUAACGCGGAUCGAUAUCGGGACAGGUUCAUCUGGUACUUAAUCCACUUUGGGAAGGUGGUUCUGGAAGCAUCCUGGAAAUUCAGAGUACCUCAGUUUUCCUUAGACACCAUACUGUUGGCUUAAAGAAGAGUCUGUCCAAAUGAGCAAGACAUCACCGCAGAACACAACUGCAGAGACCAAUGGAGUAAGUGUCAUCUACACACAAGCGCACACAAGCGGGUUGCAACAGGUGCCUCAGCUGGUGCCUGUUAGCCCAGGAGGAGGAGGAGGGAAAGCAACGCCUCCCAGCAAACAGGGAAAGAAAAACUGCAGCGUCGAUAGAAACAGUGAUGAAUACCGCCAGCGCAGGGAGCGUAACAAUAUGGCGGUGAAAAAGAGCCGCUUGAAGAGCAAGCAGAAGGCCCAGGAUACUCUGCAGAGGGUCAACCAGCUGAAAGAAGAAAAUGAACGCUUGGAAGCCAAAAUCAAGCUCCUUACAAAGGAGCUCAGUGUACUCAAAGACUUGUUUCUUGAACACGCUCACAACUUCACAGACAGUGUGCCGCCUCUUGGCACAGAAAACACAAUGACAAACUCAGAUGGCUCUGGGCAGUAGAUACACUCCCCCCAGCUCUUGGGCAGAACAAUGUAGGAACAGCUUCCUCUACACAAGCCCUGGAAUCAGAGAGGUGGAAGAGACCACAAGGACCAUCCAGUUUAGCCUUCUUCUGCCGUGCAGGAAGACAUCAUUGAAGCACUCCUGACAGGUGGCCCUCCAGCCCCUGUUGAAAACCCUCCAAAGACAGAGACUCCACCGCUCUCUGAGGCAGCGUCAUCUACCAUUGAACAGCUCUUGCCAUCAGGAAGUUCCUUCUGACGUUUAGGUUAAAUCUCUUCCUGUAAUCUGAACCCAUUGCUCUGUGUCCCAGUCUUUGGAGCAGCAGAAAACAAGCUUGCUCCAUUCUCAAUGCGACAUCCCUUCCCAUGGUUAAAACAUGACUUUCAUGUCUCCCCUUAACCUUCUCUUCCCUGAGCUAAACAUACUCAGUUACUUAAGUCACUCCUUGAUGGUUUCCAAACCUUUUACCAUUUCAGUCACACUCCAGCUUGUCAAUAUCCUAUUUUGUGAUUCCAGGAAGAGGAGGAGGGAGUAGUGCUUGGAAAAAUUAGGUUCCCAGGACCCCUGGGAGUGGUGCUGCUCCUCUACAACGCAUCGCCAGUGUGGUUGGGGUGGCAUUUUGCCCCCAGGUAGUGAGUCCAAAGCCAGCCAUCUACAUCCCGCUAGGCAAAGCUUCAUUAUUACGGAAGACAAACUGGCGCCUGUGAUCCAAAGCCAGGACAGUUCAGCAAGGAGCUCAGAAGAAAAACGCUCUUCUGCCAACUUCCUGUACUCUGCCAAGGUGCUCUGAACUUACUGGCCAUGGUGAAGCUGCUCUUUUCCCUCUUCCUCCUCCGUGAGAGACCAGGAGGAGUGGUCCAGGCCAGCCUUUCCCUUUGGGGGUUCUUUGGAACAGAGAGCCUUGGGAUGCCAGCUAUGCCUCUAGAAGCUUCAUCCGAUCCUGAGGAGAAGGGGUUGUGCGUGCUUUGUCUGCACCUGUUGCUUAGAUUUGGGGACGCCUCAUCUGCCUCUCAGGGAACCCCCAGCAGCAAGUGUGGCAUGGUGUGCAGAGAUUGGGGUUCGGGAUUUUGUCAUGGGGGUCCUUGUCAGUUGGUUGGCCCUUUGGCUGCUCUGCUUUCGGCAGUGCUUCUGCUCUGGCUGAUGCUUCCAGGCAUGGGGAAGUGGGGCUUUGGGAUCCUCCUCAGCUCCAGUCAAUUUCUGGUCUACCUUCUACCUGGCAGAACUGGGCAAAGGUUAGCUUGCUGCUCCCACCAGUCUUUAGGAAGAACACCUGAGCUGCCCUUUGCAAGAGAGCCCUCCUCUUGCAAACACACCAGAGGUUCCAGAUCAUUUGACCAUCCUGGGAUUGGGGCCUUGACUGUCUACUGCUGAUCCAGAAACAGUUGUGGACUGGCCAGAAAAGCCCUGCUGUUGUCAAGACACAAAUGGAGAGAACCUUCUCUGAACUCUGCAACAACUGUCAUUUUGUUUGCGUGCGUGUGUGUUUGUUUAAUUCAUAGGCUUAACACUGAAAGGUUGGUGCAGGUAAACUGCAGGCUGUUUAUUACCAAGUAUUUGUUUUGAACUAAGUGUUAAUGCGUUUUCUGGUCUGGCAUUUUUGACUUAAAGGAGAGGCGAAUGGACAAGCAUCGCCAACAUUGUUUUUCACUCAAAUAAGGGCUGCACCAUUCUACUUAAAAUGCCUUCUGAUGUGAUAAGAUGUGGUGAUGGGGGAAUGAAAUGUUUUAUGUACAUUGUUUUUAGGAUGAAACCCUUUCUUUAAAAUUAUGGACGCUAGCCAGAGGUGCCAUAUUAGAAACGUUUGCUCCCAAUUUCUUUGGAACAGCUGGGGCUAGAAAAUGUGAGCAGUCUUCAGGCUGAUUAUUCACCUACUGGUUAAUGUAAAUCAGUGGCCCCCAAACUGCCCUUGAAG
Molecule: messenger RNA, 2655 nt
Organism: Sceloporus undulatus (fence lizard)
Lineage: Eukaryota; Metazoa; Chordata; Lepidosauria; Squamata; Phrynosomatidae
Gene: CEBPG
Product: CCAAT enhancer binding protein gamma
Exons: 2
Coding region: 285-740 (151 amino acids)
Biological process (GO): regulation of transcription by RNA polymerase II; DNA-templated transcription
Molecular function (GO): DNA-binding transcription factor activity, RNA polymerase II-specific; RNA polymerase II cis-regulatory region sequence-specific DNA binding
Source: RefSeq, a predicted model, not a curated record